GGAGCUCGACUCGCUGCAUGUGCAGGAGGUUCGCUAUCAGGAGAAGCUGGGCACGCUGCUCGAAGAUAGUGUGCUGGAGCAUCUCGCUGAAGUGCGCGAGAGCGUCCUGAAUAUCGACCUCUCCGAGGUGCAAGCGGACAUCUACCGUGGUCGGAAGCAGGCGGAUGCAGAUUUCAGGACCGUGCUGGCGGAGAUUUCGCGCAUCCAGCAAGCGUUGCAGUUAGACUUUGUGCAGGUCCUGGCCGACAAGGUGAACGACCGGUCGAGAUCUUCUGUGAUCAUGCCCAUGGAAGCGGCUAGCCCCAGCCCAGAAGCGCCAGCGCUCAGCUCUCUGCAGAGCCUGGCCAAGCAGGCCAAGGUGACUCGGCGGUUACGAGAGUUUCAGACCCAGACGGAAGCCCCACCAUGCAUGGCCGUGUGGACUCAGACGGAUCCUGUGGUUUUUGAAGACUCGGAGUCGAAGAAGAAGAAAAAGCCUCCGGUGCCCAAACGGAUGCGCACGCAGCUGCCUGCGGUGAUGAAGGGCGCAGACCGCCUGGCCCAGCCACCAGUUGCAAGAGAUGGCAGAUCUCAAGGUGCGUACGACCAAGUCCGCUUCCGUGCUACCACCACGAGCAACGGCCAGCGCUUGGAGCUUGUGGAUGAUGGCCAAGCUCCGCACACGGCCAUCGUCGGCUGCGCAGACUCGCGUGCCCCCGUGGAAGUCAUCUUUGACGCCCUGCCUGGCGACAUCUUCGUCCUCCGAAAUGCGGGCAACACCUGCACACAUGCUGAAGGCAGCAUGAUCGGCAGCUUGGAGUUCUGCACUGGCAACCUCGGGGCCCGUCUUGUGAUGGUACUUGGCCACACCAAGUGCGGAGCCAUCUAUGGCGCCACCAAGGCUCACUUUGCCCGCAAGAAGCAGGCGGCACAAUCCCAGUCCGCACUGGAGGGCUUGUUGGAAGGCCUUGGUGAAGUGGCGGAGCAGGCAGAGUACGACAUGGGUCCUAUGGCAGACGAGGAGUUCGUGGCGGCUCAUGCAGUGAAAGUGAACGUCUUCCACACGAUGAAUUUCCUGCUGCAGUACAGCAAGGGUCUCCGGGAGGCGGUGAAGAGCGGAAAGAUUGACAUCCAAGGCGGUGUCUACGACCUCUCUACAGGCGUGGUUGAGUUUUUGGGCCGAUCGCCCAGGCAGGCAGAGCUCCUGAGCGUGGCUUCUGCGGCAAUCCCCCCCUCGAUGCUUGGGAUCAGCAGGGCGGGUGCUGCCAAGCGUGGCAUCCACGGCGUCCGCACAGGCGACGAUGCCUCCGUGUCGCCAGAGAAGGCCAUGGAGAUGCUCAAGGACGGAAACAAUCGUUUCGUCGCCGGCACUCCUGCCAGCGUUGCAGCAAACGCGAAGAUGAAGACGGCCCUUGUCAAGUCAGGACAGGCCCCGCACACCGCCAUCAUCGGCUGUGCUGACUCCCGGGCACCCAUCGAGACAGUCUUCGAUGCCAUGCCGGGCGAGAUUUUCGUUCUCCGAAACGCGGGCAACACUUGCACUCACGCCGAAGGUGCCAUGCUUGGCAGCUUGGAGUUCUGCACCGGCAAGCUGGGCUCUCGUCUGGUAAUGGUGCUCGGCCACACGAAGUGCGGUGCCAUCGUCGGUGCCACACAGACCUACCUGGCGAUGAAGGAUGCCAAGGGUGAGAAGGGCUCUCCAGGAAGUGCCCUGGAAGGGCUCUUGGUCGACCUCGCCGGCGUCGCGGAAAAGGCCGCAACAGAGCUGGGGAAGGGUGCCACCGUGGAGCAGAUCGCUGCUCAUGCCGUGAAGGUGAAUGUCUUCCAGACGAUGGAGUUCCUUCUGAAGUUCAGUCAGCCACUUCGCGAUGCAGUGACCAGCGGCAAGGUGGACCUCCAAGGUGGCAUCUACGACCUGGAGACUGGCAAGGUGGAGUUCCUCGGCCGGUCUCCGGAACAAGCAGCUCUCCUGGCGUCCAAGUCUUCAUUGCCUCCCUCCAUGGAUGUGGCUUUGGGCCGUGCAUCCGUGCGGACGCCGCAGGACCCCCCGAUGGAACCUGAGGCCGCGCUGAAGAUCAUGAAGGAGGGCAAUGAGCGCUUCGUCCAUGGCAACACUCUGGCCGGCAAGUUUGACGGGCAAAUGCGAAAGGCCCUGGCAACCAUUGGCCAAGCCCCGCACACCGCCAUCGUCGGCUGCGCUGACUCACGCGUCCCCCUGGAGCUGGUUUUCGAUGUGCUGCCGGGUGAUGUCUUCGUCAUGCGAAACGCAGGAAACACAGUGACUCAAGCAAGGGGAAGCAUCGUGGGUAGCCUGGAGUUCUGCACAGCCGCGCUCAAGACGAGACUCGUGCUCGUGCUCGGGCAUACCGCCUGCGGUGCCAUCAAAGGUGCCACGGCCACCUACCUGAAGGGAGGUGGAGCUGCACAGGGCAAGGGAGCCCUGGAGGGUCUCCUGGCGGGUCUGGCUGGCGUGGCAGAAACAGCGCACAAGGAGCUGGGCAACAAGGCUUCGGAGAAGGAGAUAGCAGAUCAUGCGGUGAAGGUAAAUGUCUUCAACACCAUCAACAACCUCAUCCAGGGAAGCGCCGAUAUCCGCGACAAGGUAAAGUCCGGCCAAGUGGAAAUCCAAGGAGGCGUCUACGACCUCGACUCCGGUCGAGUUCAGUGGCUGGGACGAAGCCCCGAGCAGGAAGGCCAAAGAGGUUUCUGCUUCCUGACACGGAGCCUCGCCGUAAAUGAUGCUGUGCUAGGGCCGCCAGGGACGUGCCUCGUCCAGAGGAAGGCCGAACAGAUAGGCAAGAGCAAGCUGCAGAAGCAGAGCCCGAAGAAUUUCCCCUGGGAUUUUCAUAACUACCUUGCCGUGGGCUUUCACAAAAGUGGAAACCAGAUGAUGUUCGGAAUCUACUCGGCAGUGUGGGCUGCCUUUGGUCUGCCGAAGGACCGUUUGGGCUUUUGGGGAGAUCCGUGCUACUCUGCAGGUGAAUGCUCCAACUGGGGUUCCUCCGUCCGGUUCUUGAUCGACAUGUACUCCCUGGAGAUACAUGGGAGGGAGCUACAGAGAGCUGGGCAGAAGAGGAGCCUUCGGGUGGCUGGGCCCGUCCGGAACCCGCUGGUCAUGAUCGCUUCUGCUUACUGUUACCAUCACAGCGGCAACGAGGAAAUGAACACGAUGUUCUUUCCCCAGGGCACCGUGGAGAGGCUGGGGCCCCAAGAGGGCGUUGCCUUCGUGGCCCAGCGCAUGAUGGGACUGGUCGAGAACAUGACUGGUGUUUACGAGCAUCCCCGAAACGACACCUUGCGCCUCAGCUACGAGACUGCGACAGGAUCCUCAGAAGGCUUCGACCAGGAAGUGAAUCGACUACUGGACUUUUGGUUCGAAGGUGUGCCUGCGAGCUCGGAACAACGAACGAAUGCCCUGGACUGGGCUGGCGUGGCAGAUUUGCAUCGGCACCCGGAGCCGAACUACACAAACCACACCAACGACCCUGGCUGCAUGAAGGUGGCGCAGCACGCCGUUUUUUCCAUGCCCACAGAUUUGCUGCAGAAAUACCAGUCCUUCGCCCAAAGGCUGGGGUACCCUUUCACGGAGGCAUCCAUGAAGCCUCAGUACAGUGUCUUCGACCAGUACUGGGAGACCGGCAUUUGCCAGGGCAUCGCUCGCAGCACGUGGUUUGACAACAUUACACUGUUCAUCGUUUUCCUGAACGCGGUGUGGCGCCUCGGCAAGCUUUGCAUGUCAUGCCUGCACCCACAUCCCGAGCAGUGCAGCGGACUCCCGACCCGAAACCUUUGCCGUAGAACCCCACAGGCCAAAUACACUUAA
Messenger RNA from Symbiodinium sp. CCMP2456, 3802 nucleotides. NCBI's taxonomy places the organism in Eukaryota, Dinophyceae, Suessiales, Symbiodiniaceae. The record is from the annotation of a GenBank genome assembly.